Messenger RNA from Alternaria incomplexa, 708 nucleotides. RefSeq lists its product as uncharacterized. The record is from RefSeq and is a predicted model, not a curated record. Bases 1 to 708 code for a protein of 235 amino acids. NCBI's taxonomy places the organism in Eukaryota, Fungi, Ascomycota, Dothideomycetes, Pleosporales, Pleosporaceae. The transcript has 2 exons.
AUGGAGGUUUCUGAGCCGCCUACAAAAUGUCGCAAGACCACUCCGCAUGCAGGCCACAAGUCAGUCACCAAGGCCAGCCUUGCCCAAACCCAGCAAGACGCAUCCACCCUACCCGCCUACAUCUAUCGAGAUCUCAAGAAAGAAAACGAGAUUCGAAUAUUCAAAGUCGAGAAAACAGGACCACAACAGUGGCAAUACGACAUCGAACAUACAACGUUGACUGAUGCUCCACCCUUCGAAACCGUCUCGUAUGUCUGGGGUCCGGAUACGCGCCAAAACAUCAUACGUUUGCGGGGUGGCCGGACGAUACGUGUCAACGACAACCUCGCCAAAGCCCUUCCUUAUCUCUCGGCGGAAUGCAAGACUGGAUAUCUGUGGAUCGACCAAAUCAACAUCAAUCAGUCUAGCACGCAAGAGCGCAAUCAUCAAGUCAAGAUGAUGGGUGACAUCUACAGGAAAGGGGAAAGAGUUUUGGCGUGGCUGGGUAUCGGCUCCAAACUCGCCAAAUCAACAAUCAACCUCAUCGAGAUGGUCAGGUAUCUGCUGGAAGUUCGCGGAUCCAACUUUGCUUUUCGUGAAAACAUUGAGAGAUACGCGCUACAAAAUGGGUUGGAAGAUCUUAUGGCAAUACUUCAACUUCUGGACAGUGAAUGGUUCUCUCGCGCAUGGGUCUUCCAAGAGAUCGUGCUCUCAAGGCACGCACUGUAG